Molecule: messenger RNA, 1205 nt
Organism: Dendroctonus ponderosae (mountain pine beetle)
Lineage: Eukaryota; Metazoa; Arthropoda; Insecta; Coleoptera; Curculionidae
Exons: 2
Coding region: 185-1132 (315 amino acids)
Source: RefSeq, a predicted model, not a curated record
GUCAAUUGUUUCAGCAUACAACCUUAGAAAAGCAUUACUUUAAAAUGCUGCGAAUUCAGUGGUAAUUGUUCGUGUUUACAAGAUGUUCCUCUGAUCGCUGAACACAAGUUGGAGAAAUAGCGCGCGUGCUAAAGUUUUGAAUUGUUUUUCUUAGUGCAGUUUGAAAUUAAAGGCUGAGCUAAUCAUGUACGUAAACCGAUCGUUUGCACUGCUGGGAGGCGAAACCAACUACUCGCAUGCACAUCAUGAAAUCCACGACGACGCCUCGACUAGAACCUUCAGGCUGUCCACGUUCUUCAUCAGCAUUCCCAUCUGUUUGGUGGCUGUUCUAGUGGAUUUGCUGCUGAUUUUCAUGAUCCUGCGGUACAAAGCGUUCAAAACGCGCGGCAACUUCUACAUCCUCAAUUUCUGCAUUUGCAACAUCUUAUUUCUCAUCGCUGAACAUGUGCUUCAUUUGUCAAUGGAUCUGUUCUUCGGCGGAAGUUUGGAGAUUGGAUGGUACUGCACUUUCAUCCAGCUGGAGAACUAUUUUCUGGACCUGGCCAUUGUUUUUAUAACAGUUUAUACGGUGGAUGAAUACAUCGGCAUGGUGGCCAGCGAUUACAUCAGCUACAUGUACAAGAACGGCUUUAAAUACGUAAUCGGUUGCACCUACUUACUUCACUUAAUUUUGGGGUUCAUAGUAUCGAACGUUUGUUUCUCCAGCUCAAAGGACAUCAAGUUCCACAUCAGCUUUAUCUUUAUGACGAUCGUCUACGCCAUUUGUUGGGCAGUUAUUGCAAAAAUUAGAUAUGAUUGUCGGAAAACAGCUUUCAAGAAUAAUAAGUAUCUGAUUCAAGCGCUGUCUGUGACUCAGCUAACGCUUUUGUUUUUCCUACCAGUGGUAUUUUACUACAACGUUCUGAAUAUUGCCGAACGAAUAGUCACUGACGAUAAUCUGGAUGUUUUACGAUCAUUGGCAGUUAUUGCCGAAUAUUUGGCAUACAGUGCCACAUUUGGCCUCGCCUAUAAACUGUUCAAAGUCAAUAAGUUUUACCGAUUGGCCUUUUGCAAGAUAUUCCGCAGAACCAAUCAGGAUCUGGAUUUCAGCCGAUUGGAUAUUGUUCCCGAAGCAGACAUUGAUAAGAAAUAGCUCCGGAUAGUUAGAGGACUAAACGCUAAAAAUAUUUAUUGUUUCAUAUUUUCGCAAAUAAACUUGAGGAUUU